Molecule: messenger RNA, 1321 nt
Organism: Raphanus sativus (radish)
Lineage: Eukaryota; Viridiplantae; Streptophyta; Magnoliopsida; Brassicales; Brassicaceae
Product: probable protein arginine N-methyltransferase 6
Biological process (GO): peptidyl-arginine methylation
Molecular function (GO): protein-arginine N-methyltransferase activity
Source: RefSeq, a predicted model, not a curated record
GAAGCUAUAAUGCAGCAUCAGAGCUUCAUCCAAGGCAAGGUUGUGGUGGACGUUGGCUGUGGAACAGGCAUCCUUUCAAUCUUCUGUGCUCAAGCCGGUGCUAAACGGGUAUAUGCUGUAGAUGCAAGUGAUAUUGCAGUCCAGGCAAAGGAAGUUGUAAAAGCCAACGGUUUAUCUGACAAGGUCAUUGUUUUGCAUGGGAGAGUGGAGGAUGUUGAAAUCGACGAGGAGGUUGAUGUAAUAAUUUCAGAGUGGAUGGGCUACAUGCUCUUGUAUGAGAGUAUGCUGGGAAGUGUUAUUACAGCUAGAGAUCGCUGGUUGAAGCCUGGAGGUUUAAUUCUCCCAUCACAUGCAACAUUGUACAUGGCACCUAUAUCACACCCUGACAGAUACAGUCAUAGCAUUGAUUUUUGGCGCAACGUUUAUGGGAUUGAUAUGUCUGCAAUGAUGCAGUUAGCUAAACAGUGUGCAUUUGAAGAACCUAGCGUGGAGUCCAUAUCAGGAGAGAACGUUCUAACAUGGCCAGAAGUGGUUAAACAUAUAGACUGUCAAACAAUAAAAAUCCAAGAGCUAGACUCCGUUACUGCAAGAUAUAAAUUCAAGUCAAUGAUGAGAGCUCCUAUGCAUGGUUUUGGAUUUUGGUUUGACGUUGAGUUCAGCGGACCAGCCUCUUCGCCUGCGAAGACUUCUAGUGGAAUAAGUGUUGCUAGUGGUUCUUCAUCAGUGAGUCCUUCCAGAGAAGGGAAUCAGAAGAAGCGGAGUAAUCCGAGUGAUGCCCUCGUGUUGUCCACCUCUCCCGAGGCUCCUCCAACGCAUUGGCAACAAACGAUUGUAUAUUUCUAUGACCCAAUAGACGUAGAGCAAGACCAAGUCAUUGAAGGUUCUGUUACCCUUUCUCAAAGUAAAGAGAACCGGAGAUUCAUGAACAUCCACUUCGAAUAUUCCUCGGCAGGCCGUUCCUUUGUAAAAGAGUCGGUAAUGCGUUAAGGCGGCGAUUCUCUGACAACAUCUUCUUCUUUACCUUAGAAGCCCUGUAAGAUUUAUAGUCUCUUCUGUUAAAGUAAUCAUUAGUCCAGAACCGACGAAGACAUUGGCCAACAUAUUGAUUUCUGCGAAACCACAAGUUAUUUUAAGAGUGUUAGGUUUAAGAUCAAAUGAUGGAAGCAAUUAUAGGAAAUUGUUCUUGAGGCCACUUUAGCUUCUUACUUGUAACUGGGCGAUACAUAAUUCACUUCUCUCUUGAAUGCUUUUAUUUAUCAUGCAUAAUUUAUUGGUACUUUGUAUAACCUCAAAAAUCAAAUAUUCAAAUUUCUGUUUUAAA